ACCUUACGUUCUCUCAAUGUGAUUCCAAGUUUUAGUCGAUCAUGAGCACUCAGCGGCAUGUUCACCCGUCAGUUUGAAUUUUUCCUUCAGUUUGAGUGCACGAUUAUGCACCUGACGUGAUAAUGCAAGUUCAUGACGUUCGUUCACCUUGCCCUUUCGUUUCUUAUUUACAUUAACUCAUUCGUUCAAAGUCUGCACUGAAAUUUCAAUGAACUUAUCACGAUUUUCCGGAUAAUUUUCAUGACUUUGCUCUGAACUUUCCCCCUAUCGACUUGAUUUUUCAUUUUAAAAUUCUAUUUUGCUACUAAAAACUCAGGAUUUAUGCAGUUGUUUGGGAUGAGGCGAUGGUUUUUCGAAUUUUAAGUGAAUUGAUUAUGCAAUUACUCACGAUUCAGCUGAAUAACUAGAGCAUCUGAUUUUCACAUUGAUUGUAUCGAUUUGUGUAGCCUGUAGAGGAAUAGAUAAUUGAAAAUGGACUCGAAAGACUCAAAAAAACUCGCACGAUGGUACUUCGGCGGUGUUGCUUCGUCCGGAGCUGCCUGUGUUACUCAUCCAUUAGAUUUACUGAAGGUUCAACUGCAAACGCAACAAGAGGGCAAAGUGUCAAUCAUCAAGCACACGUUGAAAAUUAUAAAGAAACAAGGAUUUUUAGCACUUUACAAUGGCCUCAGUGCUUCCCUACUGCGUCAGGGUACUUACUCGACGACGAGAUUUGCAGUUUACGAGGUAGUGAAGCAAGGGAUUGAGAAGCCUGGAGAGGCUUUGCCAUUUUAUAAGAAAUUGUUGAUCGCCGGAUCGGCUGGUGCUGUUGGAGGAAUCUUCGGGACACCUGGGGAUCUUAUUAAUGUGAGAAUGCAAAAUGAUAUCAAAUUGCCACCUGAACAAAGGAGAAAUUACAAACAUGCGUUGGAUGGACUGAUAAGAGUAAGUAAAGAAGAAGGUGUGUCCAAAUUAUUCAACGGCUGUUCGACAGCUACUGGACGAGCCAUUUUAAUGACAAUAGGACAAUUGAGUUUCUAUGACCAAAUUAAACAAUAUCUCCUGCAAUCUGGGAAGUUUGAGGAUGAUCUGGGAACGCAUUUCGUUGCCAGUCUCACGGCCGGAGCCAUUGCCACGACUCUCACGCAACCUCUGGACGUUCUUAAAACACGUGCUAUGAACGCUAAACCUGGUGAAUUCAAAAAUAUCGGACAGCUAAUUCUGUAUACUGCAAAACUCGGACCCUUGGGCUUUUUCAAGGGUUACAUACCGGCAUUCGUUCGAUUGGCGCCGCACACAAUCCUCACGUUCGUAUUCCUGGAGCGACUCCGAAUUUCCUUCGGAUAUAUCCCAAGCAACAAAACAAACUGAACAAAAAGCCUCGAUAAUCCCCACCUCAUUGAUCGUGUAAAUAAUUGCUUCCAGUAAUCUUAUUCGUUUGUAAGAAUAACGAAUCAUUCCGUCAAUGCAGUUUUUAAGGUACAAUACACAAAUCGAGACAUUCGUAACAAACUUGACGCACGAAAUAUAUUUCACAGAAAAACCUUGUGAAUUUCCUAGAAAUUUCUAUUGGAUUUCCAUUCGUUAUUGUAGAUUCUAUUGAAAAAUUCCCCAGCAAAUCUGCGCGUUUUUUUAAAAUAGAAAUGUUCAAUGGAAAACAUUCUGUAGAAAAUCCUCCGCUCCAAUUUUCAAUUUUUUUAUUUGAUUUAAAAAAACUUGGAAAUUUCAUACAGAGGAAUUCCUAUUGAGAAUAUCGCAAUAGAAAAAUUUCAUAGAUGAAAUUCUUUUGAUUUUUUCAAUAAAAUAAUUUCUAUUGAACAUUUUCGAUAACAAAAAUGUGCAGUAAAAAUGGUGAAAAAUAGUACAGUACUAACAGAAUUGAAUUGAAUUUUCUAUCGAAAUCGCUAGGUUUUUGUAUGAACGUUGAAAUGAUUCCAUUCGUGAUUCCAGACCUAUUUUUUUUCGAACAAAAUGGUAAUAUCAACUAACAUAUGACUUGUAAACAUUCCAUAAGACUAUAUUUUGUUACGUAUAUGCUGGCAUAUAUUGCUGUUGAUAUACAUAUACAAUGAAAUUCCUGAUGUCUAACGAGACGCACAAAGCGAGGUAUUAUUUUUUAUGACGAUAAGAACGAAGAUUUCGAUGAUUCACAAUUUUCAAUGUUCUUUAAUCAGUGUGAAACGGCGAUGUCAUCAGCGGAGGAUUAAUUGUGAAAUUCCUAAGUGUAUUGGAGAUGUUGAGCAAAUAAAAAUCUAUUUAUUCUGACAGAAAAAAAAA
Messenger RNA from Diachasma alloeum, 2256 nucleotides. It is a transcript of the gene Dic1, whose product is annotated as mitochondrial dicarboxylate carrier. The transcript is spliced from 6 exons. The coding region runs from base 472 to 1350 and encodes 292 amino acids. The record is from RefSeq and is a predicted model, not a curated record. Gene Ontology annotation, biological process: oxaloacetate transport; phosphate ion transmembrane transport; thiosulfate transport. Gene Ontology annotation, molecular function: succinate transmembrane transporter activity; antiporter activity; sulfate transmembrane transporter activity. Lineage: Eukaryota; Metazoa; Arthropoda; Insecta; Hymenoptera; Braconidae.